Molecule: messenger RNA, 300 nt
Organism: Trichomonas vaginalis G3
Lineage: Eukaryota; Parabasalia; Trichomonadida; Trichomonadidae
Product: dynein intermediate chain binding
Exons: 1
Coding region: 1-300 (99 amino acids)
Biological process (GO): microtubule-based movement
Cellular component (GO): cytoplasmic dynein complex; cytoplasm
Molecular function (GO): dynein intermediate chain binding
Source: RefSeq, a predicted model, not a curated record
AUGAGCGAUAUUAUUGAAACAUUAAAGAGAAUAGAAGCUAACAAGAGUGUCAUUGGCACUUUAGUUCUUGAUGCUGAAUACAAAGUCAUUCAUUCCGCAUUCAAAAAUUCAGACCCAGCUAAAUACGCUGAAAAACUUCCACCUCUUUUAGAAAGAGCAGCAAGUAUGGUUAAAGAUUGCGAUCCAGAUAAUAGCUUAACAUUUUUAAGAAUUCGUACAGAAAAAUUAGAAAUUCUCAUUUCUCCAACAGAUGAAUACACUUUAAUUGUUGUUCAGAAUAUGGUUAUGAUCGAUUCAUAA